Dacryopinax primogenitus is the source of this 1340-nucleotide messenger RNA. RefSeq lists its product as uncharacterized. The transcript has 3 exons. NCBI's taxonomy places the organism in Eukaryota, Fungi, Basidiomycota, Dacrymycetes, Dacrymycetales, Dacrymycetaceae. Bases 63 to 1298 code for a protein of 411 amino acids. The record is from RefSeq and is a predicted model, not a curated record.
UCAAAGUCAUACCUGGAAUUCCGAGUUCGACAUGGGGUGAUCCUCAGGAACGGCUCCAAGAAAUGCACGGGCCGUUCCAGAGCCGCAUAACAUCUUUCGUAGCCAGUCUGCCUUGGGAAAAGAUCGAACGGCUUGCAAGUUCAUAUCGCCAACCAAGCCUGAUAUGCACUGUCAGCCGUGAGAAGUACACCUGGGGCGUCUUCAGCUUGGUUUUAGAGCUCAUUUUUGAGGAUGGUGUUCCCUGGGUUAUCCGUCUUCGCAUGCCGCCUUCAGCUAUACGAUGGCUGGAACGUAUGGAACGAUUCGAGGAGCAAGUGCUAGUCAGCGAGCACGCGACCAUGCAGCUUGUGAAAGAACGAACCUCUAUCCCCGUUCCAGUGCUCAUCGCGUGGUCGUCAACACCAGACAACCCGAUCGGAAUACCCUUCGUUAUGCAGGAAGCGAUCGUUGGCUACAGGCCCGGACAAGUGGGAAUCACGUUUGAAGGCGAUCCGGUGAACGAGAAAUCCCGCCGGUAUACGGAGCAGAUUGCGGACUUCCAUCUUCAACUUAGCAAAAUUCGAUUUUCCCAGCUCGGAUCCGUGCAACUGGACGGAAAAGGAGGGUAUCGUAUUGGCCCAGUAGCGCAAUGGCAACGUGGACCUUACACGUCCGCGUUGGCAUACUAUACCUUCUUGGCGGGUAGGAUGGUAAGUUUCGCGGCGGCUGGCGACCGUCCGACAAACGCCAAGGAGCGCCAGGACAGAUUCAAGAGACUCUUCUCCGCCUGGCUGUAUCGGACUGCCAUCGUGCAUGUUGCAAACUCGGAUGACGGAAGAGGUCCGUUCCCCUUGGCACACAAUGAUUUGCAUAUGGGGAACACGAUCGUUGAUGAGGAUGGCAACAUUCUCGCUGUGCUUGACUGGGAUCACGCGCACACAGUUCCACUUGAGAGGUUCUCGUCCCCAUCUGCCGAAUUUGGAUCCCUGCCUUACACACCGGAGCGAGGAACCAACCAGCGCUCCAAGCUCUUCCAAGAGUUCCUGCUCGAGCUGGAGCCAAAAUACUACCCCACCCCUGCGACUGCCUCUGGCCGUACGCUCGCAGAGCUACACCGGUCAACAGAGGGAUGUAUCGCGGCGGUUAUUGGCGCGCAUUUGGAGAACUCGAGGUGCGACUUUGAGUGGGCGCAUGAUUUGUACAAGCUCGUGUUUGGACCCGAAGCGGACGUGGACAAGGAGUGGAAGAGGAUUGUCGAUGCCCCGCUAUUUCGUAGCUGGAUGGAGGGGCUCAAGAAGUUGAAAGAUACGAAGACGUGAACUCAAAGAUGUGAAUGCAUUAGUGUUUGUGCUCUCUUUGUG